GCAAAACUGUUUUCGCAAUAUCAGUGGGCAACAAAAUGUCGCAACCAUGUUCUCUGGAGCACCAAACAGUCUUUGCAGCACCCCAGAAUUUGUCUUUGAAGAAAGCAUGACAACGAUCUCAGCAUCACCAUUUUCAGAUUUGAGCAGCCAAGGGUCAGAAGAAGUUGAGGAGGUCAUGGCUAGACGAUCUGAAAAUGGAAACACUAACGAAACACCUGAGAAUUAUAUCAAAAGGCCCAUGAAUGCUUUCCUUUGGUUUAGCAAGCAGUACCGUGGAGAAUUCAAGACACAGUAUCCUGGAAGAGAUAACCGGGAGAUUAGCACCAUCCUUGCUAAACAUUGGAGAGGCAUGACUCCUGAGCAGAAGGAACCAUUCAAAGAGAGAGCUAGGGAAGAAAUGAGAAGAACAAGAGAGUCAUACCCGGAUUUCAAGUACUGCAAAACCAAGAAAGAGACAACGCUGGCCCCAGCCUUGACCAACAGUUGCGAGAAGCAAGAUGGUUGGGGUCAAGGAUACAGGAUUGGUUCUCACAAUCUACGACACAGAAAUGCCAUUAUAUGCACAACUGCAAAUGGCAAAGGAAAAACUCCUGUCACAAAGAAGGAACAUACUUCUUGUGAACAAUUUGGUUUGAAACCAAAAGGUCAUCAGACAAAAGUUGAGUCAGAAACAACUGCACCUGGGACAACAGAUAAAGCAAGCACCACUGCUGAAGAUAAAAUAAAGAUGAUGACAAAAAACAGUACACCAACUCAGAAUGAAGAGGGAGGCACAGUUAGCAACUGUCUUAAAGACCAGAUCAAGAAUUCAUGUCAGGAUGGUGCCUCUGGAGCUGUGUCAAAAUUUGAAUGGCAGUCCACUUCAUGUGACACCUGGGUUCAGUGCGAGAAUUGUAAAAGGUGGCAUAUGUUGCCUGAUGAUAGUAAUCCUUCUAGUUUGCCUGAAAAAUGGUAUUGUUGCCCACAUGUUGACUACCCAGCAUAGGAAGAAACAAAGUAAGAGUACAGAAGUGAUGUUUGGUUGUAG
Stylophora pistillata is the source of this 1027-nucleotide messenger RNA. RefSeq lists its product as uncharacterized. The record is from RefSeq and is a predicted model, not a curated record. Gene Ontology annotation, molecular function: DNA-binding transcription activator activity, RNA polymerase II-specific; RNA polymerase II cis-regulatory region sequence-specific DNA binding; zinc ion binding. Gene Ontology annotation, cellular component: nucleus. NCBI's taxonomy places the organism in Eukaryota, Metazoa, Cnidaria, Anthozoa, Scleractinia, Pocilloporidae. Gene Ontology annotation, biological process: positive regulation of transcription by RNA polymerase II; cell differentiation.